AUGAGCGUUAAAGCUUUCAAGCUCGUUUCUGCUGUCGAGCGGGAGAUGUUAAUGGGAGACAAAAACUACAUCAACAUCGAGUGCAUUGAGUGUUGUGGAAAGAACCUCUAUAUUGGAACCAAUGACUGCUUUAUCUAUCACUUUCUGUUGGAUGAAAAGGUAUCCACAGCUGGAAAAAUAACUUUCGCUGCCACCAAGCAACUGCAUAAAUACCUGGGUUUGAAGAAACCUGUGAGCGAGUUGAAAGCAGCCUCUGCCCUCACCAGACUUCUUGUGCUUUGUGACAACACGAUAACACUAGUGAACAUGAUCAACUUGGAGCCUGUCCCCACGGGGGCCAGGAUCAAAGGAGCUGUGACAUUCACUCUGAACGAGAACCCUGUGAGUGGGGAUCCUUUCUGCGUCGAGGUUUGCAUUAUCUCCGUCAAGCGUCGCACCAUUCAGAUGUUCAUGGUGUUUGAAGACAGAGUCCAGAUAGUGAAGGAGGUGUUUACUCCAGAGCAACCCUGUGCUGUGGCUGUAGAUGGUUACUACUUGUGUCUUGCACUUACUACACAGUACAUCAUUUUGAAUUACAACACCGGCGUCUCCCAGGAUCUGUUUCCUUAUUGCAGUGAGGAGAAACGGCCAAUUGUGAAAAGGAUAGGCAGACAAGAGUUUCUCUUGGCUGGCCCCGGAGGCCUAGGCAUGUUUGCAACUGUGGAUGGGAUUUCCCAGCGUGCCCCAGUGCACUGGUCAGAGAACGUGAUUGGGGCAGCUUUGUGCUUCCCUUACGUGGUUGCUCUCGAUGAAGAGUUCAUCACAGUGCACAGCAUGCUGGACCAGCAGCAAAAGCAAACCCUGCCUUUUAAAGAAGGUCACAUUCUCCAGGACUUUGAAGGAAAGGUGAUUGUUGCUACUAACAAGGGUGUAUAUAUCUUGGUGCCACUACCUUUGGAAAAACAGAUUCAGGAUCUUCUAGCUAGCCACAGAGUGGAAGAAGCUCUUGUUCUAGCAAAAGGAGCUCGAAGAAAUAUUCCAAAAGAGAAAUUUCAG
This is a messenger RNA of Acanthisitta chloris (rifleman), 1035 nucleotides long. RefSeq names its product transforming growth factor-beta receptor-associated protein 1-like. The record is from RefSeq and is a predicted model, not a curated record. Lineage: Eukaryota; Metazoa; Chordata; Aves; Passeriformes; Acanthisittidae. Gene Ontology annotation, biological process: autophagy; vesicle-mediated transport; endosomal vesicle fusion. The transcript has 3 exons. The annotation marks the transcript as partial. Gene Ontology annotation, cellular component: membrane; cytoplasm.